AGAGAUCUGGAGUCGCUGGAGCAGAGUUUAGCUGCUGUUCAGCAGGUCACCUGCUCACUCAGGCUCAGAUUGCAGUGUUCCCUAAGCACAAAGCAUGAACCAGUCCCGAUGGAUUGAAUGGAGGACUCUGAAUAUGAGCAGUAGUGUUAUGAACAUAUCUGAGCACCUCUCCUGCCCUCUUGGAUUUGGUCACUACAAUGCAGUUGACGUCUGUAUCCUUGAGACAGUCGUUAUUGUCUUGCUCACAUUUUUAAUCAUUGCGGGUAACUUAACUGUGAUAUUUGUUUUCCACUGUGCUCCACUCCUGCAUCAUUACACCACCAGCUAUUUUAUUCAGACCAUGGCCUAUGCUGAUCUUUUUGUUGGAGUCAGCUGCUUGGUUCCUACUCUGUCACUGCUCCACUACCCGACAGGUGUCCACGAGUCCCUGACUUGUCAAGUUUUUGGAUAUAUCAUCUCUGUGCUCAAAAGCGUGUCUAUGGCAUGUCUGGCUUGCAUCAGUGUGGAUCGCUAUCUCGCUAUAACAAAGCCUCUCUCCUAUAACCAACUGGUCACCCCUUGUCGCUUGAGAAUCUGCAUUAGUUUGAUCUGGAUAUACUCUUGCCUGAUCUUCUUGCCUUCCUUUUUUGGUUGGGGAAAACCUGGUUACCAUGGAGAUAUUUUUGAAUGGUGUGCUACCUCCUGGCUAACUAACGCCUAUUUCACUGGCUUUAUCGUGUGCUUACUCUACGCUCCUGCUGCCUUUGUCAUCUGCUUCACCUACUUCCACAUCUUUAAGAUCUGCCGGCAGCACACCAAAGAGAUAAACGAUCGGAGAGCUCGCUUUCCGAGCCACGAAGUGGAUGCUGCUGGGGACACCGGGCACAGCCCCGACCGCCGCUAUGCCAUGGUUUUGUUUCGGAUAACCAGCGUGUUCUACGUGCUGUGGCUCCCCUAUAUCAUAUACUUCCUGCUGGAGAGCUCGAGGGUGUUGGAGAACCCCGCACUCUCCUUCCUGACUACAUGGCUUGCUAUAAGCAAUAGUUUCUGCAACUGUGUGAUUUAUAGCCUCUCCAACAGCGUUUUCAGGCUGGGACUGCGGAGACUGUCGGAGACCAUAUGUUCAUCUUGCACGUGUUUGAAAGACAGGGAUGUGCGGGACCCUAAGCCGAGGAAACGGGCUAACUCCUGCUCCAUUUAGAGACAAUGGGCGCGUGUAAUCAAAUGCGGAGUUUCAGUAGUAUCUGCUGUGUCUGGAAACUGGCCAGAGAGAAAUGUUUACUUGAACAGCUUGCCGUGGUGUUAGAGGGAGUUUACAAGGGAUUGUGGAAAAGGAAAAGGCUGCUGUGAGAGGGGUCACUGGACUCUGGGGGAAUUGUGAGGAGAGCAGUUCCACAGAGACGAUGAAGAAAGUCAGGACUAAAAACCUUCCAAAGGGCAUGAAGUAACUACCAGUAACUAUCAGAGGAGGUUCCUCGUAAAAUAAAUAACUUAGUUACUACCUUAUGUUUUACCCCUUGUAGACAAGCUGUCCUACUAUCUUUGUGUCAGAAUAUACUGUAGCCUUCUGAAUCUCAAUAUAUUUAAGAGGAAGCAAUCAACAUCACAGUAAGCAGCUAUCCAUAAACUAUAUACCUGAGGACUGUAGUAGAUACUGCAGGUUAAUAAUCAGCUCUGUCUCUGCUCACAUCCUGUACAAUUUUCAGUUGUACAAUGCAUAAACCCUGCCCUGGGCAUGAUGCUUUGGGAUUAACUGGCAGGUUUUGGUACCACUGUCAGAGGAGCUCUCCCUCUCCUUCUCAUUUCCUCUCUUUUCCUCCAUGCUCUGCAUCCCUAGAUUCCAUUGCGUUCAGGGGGAGUUUAGUUCGAGGGCACCUACGAGGUAAACUGAGUUUCAGACCAUUAUUCCUGCAGAAAGCAUAAGCCCUUCCUGGCUGGCUGGCUGACUGCAGCUGCCUGUGUCCAAGGACUCCUUCAGUCGAUCCCGUUAAAUCAGCACACGGUAUCCAUGUGGUGUCCUUUAGGGUGUACUAAAGCUUUUCCUUAUUGACUCCACAGACACUCCUAAUGCAGAGAUGAUAAUGGCACAUAGCAGUGUGUCAGCACUGCUUGGAGAAUUCAAACUAACCAGCCCUUCUCUUUGGGAAGUCUAAAUUGCUCGCUGUUGUAGCUGUCAGUCCAUCGUGUGAACCUCGCUUGCACAUACUGUACUUUUUUUAUUUUUUUUUAAGGGAAAACGUAAAUUGUGGUCUGUGCCUAAUGUUUUCCUAGCACAUGGAAUAGGUCAAUGCUACAGGGUUAAAAAAAACUUACACUUGCUUUAAGAGAAACACUUCUGUGCCAUUGUUGAAUAGCUGUUUGUUAGACAAGUGUUCUCAGAGGAGGUGAACAAGACAGUUUAGUGUUAAUUACAGGUCAAGAGCUUCGGUAUUUCCUUUUGUACUGAACUGACUUUCAGGUCCACUGAUGAAAUCUUUCUGAUUUUGCAAGGGCGCACAUUAGGUUUGUGUAAUAAGUUGCCAGGGGUUCAGAUGCAUGCCAGUCGAUACAAUAUUUAAAUUAUGAUUUUGAGCCAAAUGUAAUUUUCUUGGAUGGUUAUUGGCUUUUAAAAAGGGCCCAAUUAUUGAUUAUUGGUGCCUUUUAACACUGCACUAUUUUUCCUUCUUUCACCAAAAUGCAUAUGUAAAGAUUGUGCCUAUUACUUUUUGUAAUGGAAGCUGACCACCUGUGCACACUUGUGGUUUGACUCUAGAGCUCCCUUAAUUCUGUACUCUUUGUUCUGUUGAGGUGGUUCUGAACCCCUGUACAUUUUUUUAAAACCUGUAAGAAAGUUGAAACAAUGGAAUAAAGUAGUAUUAUGUCUAUCAAA
This is a messenger RNA of Pipra filicauda (Wire-tailed manakin), 2848 nucleotides long. RefSeq names its product G protein-coupled receptor 52 (gene GPR52). Bases 95 to 1180 code for a protein of 361 amino acids. Gene Ontology annotation, molecular function: G protein-coupled receptor activity. The record is from RefSeq and is a predicted model, not a curated record. NCBI's taxonomy places the organism in Eukaryota, Metazoa, Chordata, Aves, Passeriformes, Pipridae. Gene Ontology annotation, cellular component: membrane. The transcript has a single exon. Gene Ontology annotation, biological process: G protein-coupled receptor signaling pathway.